GUUCCUCUCCCAUCCCCAUCCGCCCGACCUGGCACCCCGGAAGCCGUGGGGAAGAGGGCCGUGGCUGGGCUCAGCCCCGCGCUGCCCCCAGGCGGCCAGGAGAGGAUGGCCCUGGGGAGCAGGGGGCGGGAAGUCGCUCAUACUGAGGGCUGGUCACCACCCCUAAGCCCCAACAUGGAGGAGCUACUCCGGUGCGUGGAGAAGGACCUGAACAUCGAUGCCCGGCAGCUGGCUCCAGCCCCGGGGGGCACCCACGUGGUGGCCCUAGUGCCCGCGCGCUGGCUAGCCAGCCUCCGCGAGCGCCGGCUGCCCCUGGGACCCUGCCCCCGGGCGGAGGGCCUGGGCGAAGCGGAAGUCAGGACUCUUCUGCAACGCUCUGUGCAGAGGCUGCCUCCCGGCUGGACGCGAGUGGAGGUGCACGGGCUGCGGAAAAGGAGGCUGACCUACCCACUGGGCGGCCUGCCUUUCGAGGAGGGGUCCUGCAGCCCAGAGACCCUUACUCGCUUCAUGCAGGAUGUGGCUGCCCAGAAUUAUCGCAACCUGUGGCGCCAUGCAUAUCAUACUUAUGGGCAGCCCUAUAGUCAUAGCUCUGCCCCUUCAGCUGUCCCUGCCCUGGACUCAGUAAGGCAAGCUCUGCAGAGGGUCUAUGGUUGCCCCUUCCUGCCAGUGGGUGAAGCUACCCAAUGCCCAUCAUAUGCAAGAGAUGGCCUCUGUCCUCAUCGGGGCAGCCCGGCCUGUCCCAGUCUUCUGAGAGCCGAGGCUUUGCUGGAGUCGCCAGAGAUGCUGUACAUGGUGCACCCUUAUGUGCAGUUCUCCCUGCAUGAUGUGGUCACCUUCAGCCCUGCCAAGUUGACCAACAGCCAAGCCAAGGUGCUCUUCAUUCUCUUCCGUGUGCUGAGGGCCAUGGAUGCCUGUCACCGCCAGGGACUGGCCUGUGGGGCCCUAUCUUUGCACCACAUUGCUGUGGAUGAGAAGCUUUGCAGUGAGCUUCGGCUGGACUUGAGUGCUUACGAGAGGCCUGAGGAGGAUGAGAACACGGAGACCCCUGUAGUGAGGGCCGGGGCAGGCACUGAGCCUGGAGAGGAUGGAGGAGGGGGACCCGGGCGUUCCAUCCGCCAGGAGGAACUUAGGGACCUUGUGCUAGGCUGGGUCCAUGGCCGCAUCAGCAACUUCCACUACCUCAUGCAGCUGAAUCGAUUGGCAGGUCGGCGGCAGGGGGAUCCUAAUUACCACCCAGUGCUGCCCUGGGUGGUGGACUUCACCAUGCCCCACGGGCGCUUCCGAGACCUGCGCAAGUCCAAGUUCCGCCUCAACAAGGGGGAUAAGCAGCUGGACUUCACUUAUGAGAUGACACGGCAGGCGUUUGUGGCAGGUGGUGCAGGUGGCGGGGAGCCACCUCAUGUUCCUCACCACAUCUCUGACGUGCUCUCUGACAUCACAUACUAUGUGUACAAGGCUCGGCGCACACCCCGGUCGGUGCUCUGUGGACACGUGCGGGCACAGUGGGAGCCCCACGAGUAUCCUGCCAGUAUGGAGCGCAUGCAGAACUGGACACCCGAUGAGUGCAUCCCUGAGUUCUACACCGAUCCUUCCAUCUUCUGCUCCAUCCACCCUGACAUGCCUGACCUGGAUGUGCCGGCCUGGUGUAGCUCUAGCCAGGAGUUCGUGGCUGCCCACCGGGCAUUGCUGGAGAGCCAUGAGGUGUCUCAGGACCUGCACCACUGGAUUGAUCUCACUUUUGGCUACAAACUCCAGGGCAAGGAGGCUGUGAAGGAGAAGAAUGUGUGUCUGCACCUGGUCGAUGCCCACACGCACCUGACCAGCUACGGCGUGGUGCAGCUCUUCGAUCAGCCACACCCCCAGCGCCUGGCUGGGGCCCCUACCCUUACCCCGGAACCUCCACUCAUUCCCAGGCUGUUACUCCAGACCAUUCAGGAGAGCACAGGCCAGGAGGACUUCUCUGGACAGCUUACAAAUGGGGUGGGCAGGCCAGUUUUGGAAGCUACUCCCUGUGAGGCUGGCUGGGCCAGAGACCGGCCCGGGGCAGGGGAGGAUGACUUAGAACAGGCCACAGAAGCUCUGGAUUCCAUCUCUCUUGCUGGGAAAGCAGGUGACCAGCUGGGCCCCUCUUCUUCCUCCUCCACUUCCUCCAGUCAAGCCCCCCCAGGCCUCCUGUCUUUCUCAGGGGCCUCAGCUUCUCGACCAGGCCGCAGGAACAAAGUUGCUGGCACAGACCUUGGGGAAGGUGAGGAGGGCAAGAUUCUUCUUCCAGAGGGCUUCAAUCCCGUGAAGGCUCUGGAAGAGCUGGAGAAGCUGGGCAACUUCUUGACCAAAGGCCUAGGGGGCCGCUUGGAGGUGCCUGAGCAGUCCCAGGUCCAGCCACCUGUGCAGCUGCGGGACCUCUUCCAUCGGGACAUGCAGGCACUGGGUGUCCUGUUGGCAGAGAUGGUGUUUGCCACAAGGGUCCGGACACUGCCACCGGAUGCGCCUUUGUGGGUGCGCUUCGAGGCUGUUCGGGAGCUCUGUUCACGCUAUCCCAAGGAGGUCCCGGUGUCUCUGCAGCCUGUGCUGGAUAUGCUCCUGCAGCUGAGUGGCCCCGAAGGCCCCGUGGUUGCAAGGAGGGGCAAGCUGGACCCACUGUUUGGGUACAGGCCCAUCUCCCAGGGAUUGCCCCCACCCUGCCCGGCCCAGCUCCUCAGCCCCUUCAGCUCCGUGGUUCCCUUCCCUCCGUACUUCCCUGCACUGCACAAGUUCAUCCUCCUGUACCAGGCAAGGCGGGUGGAGGAUGAGGCCCAGGGGCGGGAGCUGGUCUUUGCUCUGUGGCAGCAACUGGGUGCAGUACUGAGUGACAUCACCCCCGAGGGCCUGGAGAUCCUGCUGCCUUUUGUCCUGUCACUCAUGUCUGAGGAGCACACGGCCGUGUAUUCGGCCUGGUACCUAUUUGAACCCGUUGCCAAGGCACUGGGCCCCAAAAAUGCUAAUAAGUACCUGCUGAAGCCUCUCAUUGGUGCCUAUGAGAGCCCCUGCCGGCUGCAUGGCCGCUUCUACCUGUACACUGACUGCUUUGUGGCCCAGCUGAUGGUGCGGCUGGGCCUACAGGCCUUCCUCAUCCACCUGCUGCCCCACGUCCUACAGGUGCUGGCUGGGGGGGAGGCCUCCCAGGAGGAAAGCAAGGGCCUGACGGGGGCUGCUGAGGAUGAAGACAGUGGGCUCCCGGGGGGCAGGCCCAGCUCCUGUGCCUUUGGGGAGGAGAUCCAGAUGGAUGGGGAGGCUGCCACCUCCUCAGGCCUGGGGCUCCUGGACUACACGUCUGGAGUCAGCUUCCAUGACCAAGCCGACCUCCCUGAGACAGAGGACUUCCAGGCCGGGCUCUACGUGGCCGAAUCCCCUCAGCCCCAGGAGGCUGAGGCUGUGAGCCUGGGCCGGCUGAGUGACAAGAGCAGCACCAGCGAGACCUCCCUGGGGGAGGAGCGGGCCGCAGAUGAGGGGGGCGCUCCUGUGGACAAAAGCAGCCUCAGGUCAGGCGACAGCAGCCAGGACUUGAAGCAAAGCGAAGGCUCCGAGGAGGAAGAGGAAGAGGAAGGCUGUGUGGUGUUGGAGGAGGAGGAGGGGGAAGGGGAACAAGAUGAGGUCCCCGAGGCGUCUGAGCUCACCCUGUCUGACACCGUGCUGUCCAUGGAUACGGUUGUGGCUGAUGGCGAUGGGGCAGUUGGCGAGGAAGGCGAGGAGCCACUGACUGAGCAGUCCGAGGGCAAAGAACAGAAGAUCCUUCUUGACACGGCCUGUAAGAUGGUCCGCUGGCUGUCCGCCAAGCUCGGCCCCACGGUGGCCUCUCGUCACGUGGCCCGGAACCUGCUCCGUCUGCUCACGUCAUGUUAUGUUGGGCCCACCCGGCAGCAGUUCACGGUGAGCAGUGGUGAGAGCCCCCCACUGAGUGCCGGCAACAUCUACCAGAAGAGACCGGUGCUGGGCGAUAUUGUGUCGGGCCCUGUGCUCAGCUGCCUCCUCCACAUCGCCCAUCUGUAUGGGGAGCCCGUCCUCACCUACCAGUACCUGCCCUACAUCAGCUACCUGGUGUCCCCAGGUAGCACCCCCGGCCCCAGUCGACUGAAUAGCCGUAAGGAGGCGGGGCUGCUGGCAGCGGUGACUCUGGCACAGAAGAUCAUCGUGUACCUCUCAGACACCACGCUCAUGGACAUCCUGCCCCGCAUCAGCCAUGAGGUCUUGCUGCCUGUGCUCAGCUUCCUCACUUCCCUCGUCACGGGGUUCCCAAGUGGAGCCCAAGCCCGGACUGUCCUGUGUGUGAAAACCAUCAGCCUCAUCGCCCUCAUCUGCCUGCGCGUCGGACAGGAGAUGGUCCAGCAGCACCUGAGCGAGCCCGUGGCCACCUUCUUUCGAGUCUUCUCUCAGCUGCACGAGCUUCGGCAUCAGGAUCUGAAGCUGGAGUCUGUGGGCCGCAGUGAGGGCCAGCUGCCAGAGGUGGUCUUCUCUGACGGGCAGCAGCGGCCAGUGGACCCCACCCUGCUGGACGAGCUGCAGAAGGUGUUCACCCUGGAGAUGGCAUACACAAUCUACGUGCCCUUCUCCUGCCUGUUGGGUGACAUCAUCCGGAAAAUCAUCCCCAACCACGAGCUGGUGGGGGAGCUGGCGGGGCUGUAUCUGGAGAGCAUCAGCCCGAGCAGUCGCAGCCCUGCCAGCAUGGAGCCCACCAUGCCAAGCACUGGCCCUGAGUGGGACCCCCAGGGUGGGGGCUGCCCCCAGGAUGACGGCCACUCAGGGACCUUUGGGAGUGUCCUGGUUGGGAACCGCAUCCAGGUCCCCGAUGACUCCCAGCCUGAGAGCCCUGGCCCGCUGGGCCCCAUCUCUGGGGUGGGCGGUGGGGGCCUCGGCAGCCAGAGCGAGGACAACGCGCUGAAGCGGGAGCUGCCGCGGAGCGCCCACGGGCUGAGCGGGAACUGGCUGGCCUACUGGCAGUACGAGAUCGGCGUGAGCCAGCAGGAUGCCCACUUUCACUUCCAUCAGAUCCGCCUGCAGAGCUUCCCUGGCCACGCUGGGGCCGUCAAGUGUCUGGUUCCCCUGAGCAGUGAGGACUUCUUCCUGAGUGGCAGCAAGGACCGCACUGUGCGCCUCUGGCCGCUCUACAACUCUGGGGACGGCACUAGUGAGACAGCCCCACGCCUGGUCUAUGCCCAGCACCGCAAGAGUGUCUUCUUUGUGGGCCAGCUUGAGGCCCCGCAGUGUGUGGUGAGCUGUGACGGGGCUGUGCACAUCUGGGACCCCUUCACAGGGAAGACCCUUCGCACAGUGGAGCCGUCAGACAGCCGGGUGCCCCUGACCGCAGUGGCUGUCAUGCCUGCCCCCCACACCAGCAUCACCAUGGCCAGCUCUGACUCGACCCUGCGCUUUGUAGACUGCAGGAAGCCUGGCCUGCAGCAUGAGUUCCGCCUGAGCAGCGGGUUGAACCCUGGGCUUGUCCGCUCCCUGGCUGUCAGCCCCAGUGGCCGGAGUGUCGUGGCUGGCUUCUCCUCAGGCUUCAUGGUGCUCCUGGACACCCGUACGGGCCUGGUUCUGCGUGGCUGGCCUGCUCAUGAAGGGGACAUUCUGCAGAUCAAGGCGGUGGAGGGCAGUGUCCUGGUCAGCUCCUCCUCUGACCAUUCCUUGAUCGUCUGGAAGGAGCUGGAGCAGAAGCCCACGCAUCACUACAAGUCAGCAUCUGACCCUAUCCACACUUUCGACUUGUAUGGCAGCGAGGUGGUCACCGGCACUGUGGCCAACAAGAUCGGCGUCUGUUCCCUGCUUGACCCGCCUUCCCAAGCCACCACCAAGCUCAGCUCUGAGAACUUCCGUGGCACCCUCACCAGCUUGGCCUUGCUGCCCACCAGGCGUCACCUCCUGCUGGGCUCAGACAAUGGGGUUGUCCGCCUCCUGGCAUAGGCUGAGGUGGGAGCUGGUCAGGUCGGGGCAGGCAGGCAUCUUCUGGGAGUCCAUCCCCUCACCCCUGUUGCCCCAGUAGCUCCUCCCAGGCAAGCCUCAGGCCCCGUUCCCUAGGCACCCACAGGGCCUGCCAGCUAGGGAGGGGUGGGAUCUGGGCUUCAGAACCCCCAGAGCCACUGAGGCUGCCUGCAGGGAUCUCACUCAUGGCUUGGGAUGAUGCUGCUCCUAGCCAGCAGGAAGCUAGAGAAAGAGUCUGGGAAGGCAUUGCUGCCCUCUUCUCCUCAGCUCUGCCCUCUGGAUUCACAUGGGGACAGGAAGCUCUGGGAAGGGGAAGGGAGACUCGCCCUGCCUAGCCAGUCUCCAGCCUAGGACCCGUCGCUGGGCUCUCUCUGCCCCUGUCCCACAAAGACAGGGAGGCUUUCCCAGUCCAGGACACUGAUGGUGCUUGGACUCCAGCCUCUAAGGAGGGCUGGCCACGGUCCAGGAGUUACGGGCCUUGGGCUGGGGUUUAAGUGUCCACCCAGCCAGACCCUGCCCAGUGUGGGACCAGUAGGGGAAGAAAGAGGGCAGGACCAAAGGAUGGAAGAUGGACUGGGCCAGGUGGUGCCUGCCAGGAGUGACCCCAUGCCUUGCCUGCCUACCCCAAACCACAGUGUUUGUGCCUUGAGCUGACGAGGCAGCCUCUGUGUCCGGAACCUCUAGGGGAGUGGGUCCAAGACCCUGAAAGAAGGGGUGAGAAGAAUCUUCUCUGCAUCUCAGGUCUCCCUCCCCCGGGGGAUAGGAAGACCCAGGCAUCCCCAGGACCUCACAUUCUGGAGCAGAGAUGAGGUCUGAGGUUGGGCCCUGCUGCCUUCUCACUAUUUGCAAUAGAUGUAAAUACGAUCAAUAAAUCCUUUGGAAGAGCCAUGGAA
Molecule: messenger RNA, 6845 nt
Organism: Vicugna pacos (alpaca)
Lineage: Eukaryota; Metazoa; Chordata; Mammalia; Artiodactyla; Camelidae
Source: RefSeq, a predicted model, not a curated record